AUGUGUACCGCAAAUACUUCAGAACGAGCUUUUUAUAGGUUGCGGAUACUGUUAGCCCAGCGCCGUAAAAAUGCAUGGAACGUUUUGCGCAUCUGGGGGUCAAGACGCAUCUUGCGCAGUCGGGAGGUCCGUCUCUUAACAAAAGCGUAUGCGGCUGACGCGUUGGAAUGUGCAUGUGGAGAAGUCUCUUUCUGUAGUGUUAGUGGAGUUCCUUGUUCAGCAUCGCUGGUUGCCGUGACGGACGUGUCCGUGGAAGUGUUGCAGCACGGCAAACGCGAGUGCAUCUUGAAAAUAUCCGCCGGCAGACGCGUCGACGUUCUGGAGAAGUGCACGUCCAUCAUUCCAGACUUCCGCAGUCACAAUUACUUGACUUCUUCUCUGAUGCGGUAUUGCCUACGCAGCGGAUACACAACUUCGCUGUCUGUGCGAGUCGCAUCAUCGAUGUGCCGCUAA
Molecule: messenger RNA, 453 nt
Organism: Rangifer tarandus platyrhynchus (Svalbard reindeer)
Lineage: Eukaryota; Metazoa; Chordata; Mammalia; Artiodactyla; Cervidae
Source: the annotation of a GenBank genome assembly